This is a messenger RNA of Saccostrea cuccullata (small rock oyster), 1812 nucleotides long. Its product is annotated as coronin-7-like. The record is from RefSeq and is a predicted model, not a curated record. Gene Ontology annotation, molecular function: actin filament binding. Gene Ontology annotation, biological process: actin filament organization. The transcript has 12 exons. NCBI's taxonomy places the organism in Eukaryota, Metazoa, Mollusca, Bivalvia, Ostreida, Ostreidae. The annotation marks the transcript as partial.
GAGGAACAGAGUCCUGUACACAAUCUCACAGAUGAAGAAAAAGCAGCAGACGUCAUCGGUGAUGACAUCACAGAUGAGGAUAAAGUGGAAGCGGAACACAGGGAGGACGUACAGAAAAAAGUCUCAGCCAAAAUUUUCUCUGGUGUGAGACAAUCCAAGUUUAAACACCUGAAGUGUAAGACCCUCCACCGCAGUACACACAUUGAAAACAUCAGGAAGCUGGACAGGACAGUACCGGGGGAGAGUAAUUUCUUCGUCGCCAACAAAGCACGGUGUGUUGUCCCCAUCGAGGGCUCAGGGGGACUCCUCUCAGUUUUUGAGCUGAAUAGUCCUGGUAAGCUUCCAGACACAGGUAUACCAGUCCUAGAGCACCAUACUAAGGUUACAGAUUAUGCCUGGGAUCCUUUUAAUGAUAACAGACUUGUUGUAGCCUGUGAUGAUGCUAAGAUCUGGGUGUGGGAGAUUCCUAAGAAUGGAUUGACGGAGACCCUGACGACCCCCAAAGGAACCCUGCUGGGACACAUGGAGAAGAUUUAUUUCGUGGUCUUCCACCCCCUGGCCCGGGACAUCAUUGUGACGUCAGCGUAUGAUAUGACAGUGAGGAUCUGGGACCUGGCCGAGAUGAAGGAAGUCAUUCAACUGAUGGAGCAUCAAGAUCAGGUAUUCUGUGCAGCUUGGAGCCCUGAUGGGAAAUAUUUGUGUACAGUUUGUAAAGAUGGAAAGAUUAGAAUAUUUAAUCCAAGGAAAUCCCCAAAUCCAAUCAUGGAGGGACCAGGACCAGAUGGGCCGCGGGGGGCCAGGGCAGUAUUUGUACUAGAGGGCAACUAUUUGUUUGUCAGUGGAUUUGAUAAACAAAGUAGACGGAUGAUUUUCCUGUAUGACACUGGUGACCUGAGCCAGCCUCUUUAUGAGGACUCAAUAGACGAGUCCCCUGCCAUUCUCAUACCCUACUACGAUGAAGACAGCAAUACUGUGUUUCUGUCUGGAAGAGGGAAUGGACAGUUAUAUGCCUAUGAAGUUGCAACAGAGGAACCAUAUUUAUUUCCCUUAGCAACAACUAAGUUUACAACUCCAAGCCAAGCAUUCGCCUUCCUUCCAAAAUACCUGUGUGACGUAAAAAAUGUAGAAUUUGCCAAAGCUUACAGAUUAACCCAGACUACAGUAGAGCCCGUGUCUUUCACUGUUCCCAGAGUGAGGUUGGAGUUUUUCCAAGAUGACCUUUUCCCAGAUACUCGAGUGACCUGGGAACCAACAAUGACCAGUAAGGAAUGGUUGGCAGGGAGCAAUCAACAACCCAGAUCUAUAAGUCUGAAGCCCAAAGACAUGACACCAUUGAGCUUGGCACCAAAAGAAACACACAAAGUGAAGAAGUUUGACAGCUAUAAUCCAGAGACCUAUAAAACAGAUGAACAAAAGAAGGAAGAGUUGCUGAGUGCUAUGACUAACAAGCUGAGUAAACAAGAGGACCCUCUCCCCCAGGAUCUGGCUGAGGGGGUGGAUGAAGAUGAAUGGGAUGAUUGAUGACUUAAGUGCCAUGAAGAUAUAAUGGUGAUUAGACUGUGCAAUUUUAAAAGAGAUUUCUUAUAACAUGUAUUAAUCAUACAUAGUAUUCCCACUAAUAUUUACAUUCCAUAGAAAUCGUUCUACAGUACAUUCAAAUAUUUGUAAAGACCUUCUGGAACGUUUCUUUGUGCCAAAGCAUGUCUGUAUUAAACUUGUAUGGUAAUUCAAUAUCUGUAGAAAUAAAAAUAAUACUAUUAGAUAGUAACACAUUGCUAAUGCUUUUAAUUUAUUAAAUGAUACCAAAGUGAA